This is a messenger RNA of Erythranthe guttata (spotted monkey flower), 990 nucleotides long. Its product is annotated as RNA-binding (RRM/RBD/RNP motifs) family protein. The record is from RefSeq and is a predicted model, not a curated record. Gene Ontology annotation, molecular function: RNA binding. Lineage: Eukaryota; Viridiplantae; Streptophyta; Magnoliopsida; Lamiales; Phrymaceae.
ACGACCGGUUCUUAUUUCCGGUUCAUCAGCUCUGAUUAAAAAUUGGGUCCUUCCACUGUUCUAUUUGAAACCCUAAAUCCCCUAUUCUAAGUAGCUGCCCUUGAUCGAACAAAUUAAAUUGCUCAAUCCAGUUUUUUCUUUAAUCAAUCAUGGGCAACUCACCCGAGGAAGAGUACGACGCGUUCUUGGAGAAGGUGAAGAGGACGAUAUACGUAGACAAUUUGUCUCCCCAAGUUACCGAAUCUGUAUUGAAAGCCGCUUUCAACCAGUUUGGCAAUGUGAGCAGCGUUCAAUUUAUCCCCAACUAUUUCGAAUCGAAGAACAUGCCGCAAUCGGCUCUAGUGAUAAUGGAGAACCCUAAGCAGGCCCGAGAAAUUAUCGGUCAGAUGGAAAAUUAUUGUCUCAUGAUAUUGGGUAUGCCGAGGCCCGUCCGUGCCCAGCCUGCUAAAGUCGAGAUGUUCGAUGAUCGUCCGAGAAAACCGGGACGUAAGAUAGUGUGUCGUUGGGUGGACCCCACGGAACCCGAUUUUGAGGUGGCCAAGAAAAUCAAGAACCUUGUUAGGAAACAUGCUGCAGAAGCAUCCCUAGUGCUUGAGCAUCAACGAGGCGAAGAAGAAAAGCUUGCAAACCAACAGAGUGAAACAUUGAAAGGGCACUAUAGGAAGUACGAGCUGUUGGAUAGUGUUCUCGAUGAUGGAACGGCCAAACAUUUGGAGCGUUAUUAUAACAUGAAACUUACUGAUUGAUGAUGCUUGAUCGACUUUUUGUGAUCGAUCUUCGCUGUAUCUAUAGAGCAUAUUGCAGGAUUUAGAAAACCUCAAAAAAUUUAUCCUUAGAAAACGAGUAUUUUCUUGGUGUAUACUUUUCUUACAUCAGAAAAAGAUUUAUCUUUGAUUUGUUGUUUUCGCUUUUGUUCGAAGAUGGUUGUUGUAUAAAGUCUUUUGUAGUGAAGCUAAUUUCUGAACCAAACUUCAAUGUUUAUAUUUGUCU